This is a messenger RNA of Acanthoscelides obtectus, 618 nucleotides long. The record is from the annotation of a GenBank genome assembly. Lineage: Eukaryota; Metazoa; Arthropoda; Insecta; Coleoptera; Chrysomelidae.
GUUUGUACCGGUUUGUGCGUCGUUUUGCGAAUUGUGUUUUAGUGCAUUUAAACUAUCCAAAACUACUAUUUGAUAUCGAUCAUGGUGCGCCAGUGCUGUGUUUGCAAGAUAUACACUCGUCAGCGUGAAGCAGAAGGCUUAUCUUUUCAUGGGAUGCCUAAGGAACCUACAAGAAGAUCUAUUUGGGUAUCUCUUCUGGGAUUUGAGAAAGACCACCAGUUCCCAAAGUAUGCUUACGUCUGUUCCAAACACUUUCAGAAAAGUGAUUUUGUAAUUAUGCCUGAUGGAGCUAGGCAUCUCAAAUGUGAUGCUGUUCCAACUGCUGUGCAUUCUGCCUUUGAUCUCACAAAGAGUUCAGAGUCAUCGCUUAGUCUCAGCUCUUUUAGUAGUCCUGGCAAGGAACAAAUAGGAGUUUCCUCAAGCUCAGAGCCUCAUUCAGAAAUUGACAUUCUGGGUAUUACCACCACUUCAGCAGAUGGUGGCCCUGUUGUAAAACGCUUGAGAUUUGAAGACAUUGUUGCUGAUGUGAAAUCCGAUACAGCUACAGAGUCCAAAGAACAGCUACAGAUUCAAGAAAAGCACAGGUAAUAAAUAUUUUGUAUCUAUUCGUAUUAGCAA